UCCUGCCCCUUCCUUCUUCCUCCUCAGCACCCUUCCCAUCCCGCCGCAUCCCCUAUAAACACACCAACCCCCGGCACGCCGUUGCUUCCUCCCCAUUUCCACCAUUCCCUUCCUUCUUCCUCUCAAUCUUUCGCUUGGCGUCUCCUCCAAUCGAAUCGGAUUCCUUCCCCAAAUCUUAGGGUUAGGGUUUCGUCUAUCCUUCCCUUCCUUGCCAAUUAGCGCGUCGCGAGGGCUAGCGUUGCGUGUGAUGAUGGGCACUGCCGUGGAGCUUGGCCAGAGGCACGGCGAAGGCCACUUCUGCGACGCCGCCAGGGCUCUCCGAGUCCGCCAACGCGGCCUCCCUAAGUCGCGGUGGUCCGCCGACCAGGAGAAGGCGCCGGACGUGCCAUUGCCAGCAGUGGCCCCCGGUGUUUCAGGAAACCUACAGCGGUUUUUGGCCGCCGUGACGCCGUCCGUGCCGGCGCAGUACCCCUCCAAGAGAGCAGCGAGGGGGUGGAGGUGCGGCGGCGUCGAUGGCGAGCGGGACAGGUCGUACUUUGUUCUCAGCGACGUGUGGGAGGCGUACAGUGAGUGGAGCGCGUAUGGUGCCGGUGUGCCACUCAUGCUUGAUGGGUGCGACGGGGUCAUCCAGUACUAUGUGCCCUACUUGUCUGCCAUCCAGCUCUAUGGAGACCCCGCAAUCCUGCGGCCAUCACCUACCCCAAGAGAAAUGUUCAAAAUGACAAUUAGCAUCUCCAAAAGGCAUGACGUGAACAAUUGUCUUCAUGUCCGUUUAUAUAGGCAUAUGAUGAAUGACAAUGAUGUAGAUAGCCAUGACUCCAGCAGUGAUGCAAGCAGUGAUUAUGGGCAUGGAAGACUAAAACAUCUUACUCAGGAAAGCUUCUCAAGUGAUGAUGGUGAAUCUGGAGAUCUUCAUGGUCACUUGCUUCUUCAAUACCUUGAAUUUGAUUCUCCAUUUUGUCGUGAACCAUUGACUGAUAAGAUUUCUAGCCUUUCAGCUAGAUUUCCUGGACUGAAGACCUUAAGAAGUUGUGAUUUAUCACCGCGAAGCUGGAUAUCUGUUGCUUGGUAUCCAAUUUACCGUAUCCCUAUGGGCCCAACAUUAAAAGAUUUGGAUGCUUGCUUUCUGACGUUCCACAAGCUUUCAACUUACACAGGAGAUCAUGGUGGUGCUCUAAAAUAUCCUUGGGGUCCUGAUAGCACACCAAUGAUAUCACUACCUGUUUUUGGCAUGGCUUCUUACAAGUUCAGCAAGUCAGUAUGGUCUUCGAGUGAUGGGGAUUGGCAGCAGGCAAGCCGCUUACUGCAAGCUGCUGCUGAUUGGCUGCUAGAUAGCCAUACCAGUCAUCCGGAUUAUCAGUUCUUUGUCUCACAUGGUGCAUACAACAGGUAGUAGCACCAAAUUUGAAACAGAAUGUCUGGAAGGAGUUGGUUGUAAACAUAACCAAAGGAGGCGGACGUUUUGCUGUUUUCAUACUCUGAUGCAUGUCAAGACAGGGUUUGAGCUCCCACGUGGGAAGCAUGCAAUGUUGUUCUGCCUUGUAAAGUGCACUAAUUGGAGGAUGUGAUCGACUGUGUUUUUAUGUUAUAGUCCGUCGGUGAUCCCCCUAUGGAAAUUUGGGACGAGAAACAGUGAAGAGGGAAAAGAGACUUGAUGCAGUUGUUUUCCAAAGUAUUGUGGCUCCGGGAUAGAUGGAGCUACUGGACUUUCUUGUGUGUUACAAAAAUAAGGGGGAUAUUUACGAGAUCCCCCUAAAUGUUGGUAAACUUGUGGAUGCUUGUCGACACUGCAUAGUACUGUUUUAAGUGAAACUUGUAACUGAUUAGCAACUUGCCAUCUGCCAAGCUAUCACAUCGUUCUGAGUAGCUCUGGGAUAGAUGGCGCUACUGGACUUCUGUAUGUGCUUUAUUGUGUGUCUUGCAAUAUUCUGAAUGUGAAUUGCUGUGUGCGCAAAUAUUCGUAGAUCGUGAUCAACUGUCAAGUGAUUGGAGUGACAAGAAAAACUGACUUUCAGUGUUUUUACCUUGUCAAGAGGACAGGAGUUUCCAGUGGGAAGCCGAUCAACAACAUAAUAGGCAUGUCCAGUUGAAGCUGAUUGAUCAAGCUAAGCUAUGGAGAAAAAUGGUUCUGCUUCUGUGAUCUGUGUAGCCAAUAUUUACCGUGGAAAGCGUCUACGUUUACUGUCUGGUAACUUGUGUAAACCAGUAGAACUCUUGGAGUUAAACUGAUAGACUGAUAGAUAUGCUUUAUUUGGCGCUGAAGUUGUAAUCGAGCAAACUGUUUAAAAACUGUCUCAGGUGCAUCAAUACAUUUGAUUCUGUGA
Messenger RNA from Phragmites australis (common reed), 2324 nucleotides. RefSeq lists its product as uncharacterized. The record is from RefSeq and is a predicted model, not a curated record. The transcript is spliced from 7 exons. NCBI's taxonomy places the organism in Eukaryota, Viridiplantae, Streptophyta, Magnoliopsida, Poales, Poaceae. The coding region runs from base 248 to 1393 and encodes 381 amino acids.